Molecule: messenger RNA, 3387 nt
Organism: Chara braunii
Lineage: Eukaryota; Viridiplantae; Streptophyta; Charophyceae; Charales; Characeae
Source: the annotation of a GenBank genome assembly
GCCGUCGUCUUCUUGAGCGACGACAAUGGUGCGACGUGGUAGUGCUGUGGGGGUGUCGAAAAAUCUGAGAGCGCCAGGAAUACCUACGACGGAAGGUCGUUCAGGACCUUCUUCCUUACGUCUGUUUUCGACAAGGAUGGGACAAAUUGGGUAAAGGAAGACAAGAAGGUCGGCCUUCACUUGCGGCUCUUUCAAGGCUACGGCGUCAAGGCUUUCUCCAUGAAAGCGUUUGACGUGCGCGGGGACGACACCGAGCUUCGCAUGCUCACUGCAGAACAAUUCCUCAGCAGAACGAACGGCGACCGCGUCACUGGCUGCCUUCCUGUCGUCGAAAGUUCCUUGGAGCUCACCAAACCCUUGGUGAAAUUCAGCAGCCCGGCGGACCAACUUACAGGUGUCGUUAAGGAGUACAGGGAAGCCUUCUCGAGGCUGCCUCUGGACCAGCAAGCCGACUGCGCUUUCGUGCCCUUAGUCACGAGCUCGAGGAGAUCGCAACAGACGUCAUCAGCACCAGUUGGGAAGAGGAAACAUUUGGCUGCUUGUCCAGCUCCGCCUUUGCCAGCCGCGUCGCCCACGCCCUUGCCCGCGGUGAGAGGAGGUCACGAUCUCGCUCAAUGUUCCAGCGAGGCUACGGAGUGCAAUGACAGACUUCUGUGCGGACGCAAUGCUGCGCGUGACAAUGUCCACGAAGGUGCGACUAGCCUCAGUGAGCGAAACGAGGAGAACGAAGAUGGGGGAAGUUGCGGUCCACGUGAGGACGGCGGUGAUGACGAGUACAUGGACGUUGGGGAUGAGAACAUGCAGGACCAGAACAUGCUUGGUGAUGAUGACGUCGGUGUCACGUCGGAGCAUGGCCCUGGCGACAUCCCCGCCGGUUCUGUGGGAGCCGCUGUUGGUCGGCCCUUGUCGUCCCCUGCGAUAUGGCAUUCGCAAGGCGGGAGUCAAGGUGGGCAUGACUCGCAGGAACACGGAGGAUCAAAACCUCCUCGGAAGAGCAGCCAAGGGGGAAGAUCUGGCGGUCGUGGCGGCGGCCGUGGUGGCGCAAGAAAAGGUAAGCAGAUAGUGAGGGCAGAAGAACUGCGGGACUCGGGGGAUGAGGGCGAGGAAGUGGGCCCUUGCAUGCCCGACGAUGGUGAUAAACCGCUUCAGCACGCUGCGCCCAUCGACACGACACGUUGUUUCUUCCUCGAGUACGACGAGCAGGGUUUUGCUAAGCAAAAAGUCCUUCCUGUUCUUGUGGACGUCAUGAAAAUCAAAUGCAUUCCCCGCGGGAAUAUUCUUUUUAACCACCGCUCUUUAUUUGCGAACAUUGUGCGAGGCAUCGAGAAUGCCAUCGAGAGUUCCAUCACCACGGAACUGGGGGCGUGGGAUAGGCCUGAGCUCGUGCUUGCGCCGGUUGACCGCGACGAAAUCGUCGGCGGGCAGGGAAGGCGGAUAACACCAACCGAAUUCUUCGAAAGAGACUCCUCGGAGUUCGAUUGGUACGCUGUCUGUGGUCAGCAUACGGUCGAGGCCAUGAAGACAUUGGUAAAAAAGGGCUCUCCGGCAGUCGACGUCUAUGGCCUUCGCGCGUACUCGAAGGUGCGGGUCGUCUAUUUUGGAGAUGACCAGACGCGAGGGUAUUUCAAUGUCUUCGCCUUCGACAACACGCGCGAAAAUCGGGCCAUGAUGUUUUCCUUCGAGGAUGCUGUCCAUGAUAUGAGGCAAUGGUGGACCGAUAACCACCGAAUCGAGGCUUCGAAAGACAAGGUCAGCGAUAAGGAUGGGGUCGCAGUUGCACACCAAAAGAAGUGGCAGAAUUUCUUAAGGGCCUCCAUGGGGAAGGCAUGCGACAAGGCGUUCGUGAAGCAAGCGCUCGAGAAUGAGUACAGUAAGGAUUGGAGCAAUAAACUCCGUGGCUACAUGAACCUCGCCACAUCCACCGAUGCUGUGUGGCCACUGGUUGAGAAGUUGUUCGAGAUGUUCAACGAAGGGAAGCUGCCAGUUGGCGAUGGUGAAAUACCGCUUGACAUGCCGGGUAGGAUGGAGGGGCGCCAGCCAGGAUCGUACACCGACGAGACGAAGGGCCAAGGAAUUUUGUACCAUUGCAUAUACGCGAGAGAUGGUCCCAAAGGCUUCACCGUGUCGUGGAAGGAUCUCUGUCCUUCCUACUUCAAAAAUUUCGGGGAUUUGACGUGCCGCGAGACGGAAGUUGCACUGCUCCUCCUCAUGAAAGGGAAGGUGGUCGUGACGAACGUCAAGGCCAUGCCUCCGAGAGUGAAUACGGAGUGCCUCCUCGACAUCAUGCGCAAGGAACGGUACAUGGUCCGUAUGUUCAACUACGUUGUUUUCCGCGCCGAGGGAAGGGCGGACGAUGAAUGGAAUGAUGCCUUUUUCAUGUCAUACAAGGACCUCGGAGACAGGUAUGGGCCGAACGGUCUGUGUGUAGCUGAAUGGGAGAAGGAACGGGACAAGCUGCAUGUCAGCAAAGUGAAGUCGGUCCCUCGACGACUUGGAGGGGUGGAGGAGGCAAGGCAAGGAUCAGGCUUGGGCCCUACGGCGACAAUGUAUAAGGAGGCUCCGUUUCACUUUAAGGUGUUUGUAUAUACCUCAAUCAAUAAGCUCGAUCUGCUUCGGGCGGAGGUCAAACCUGUCGCCUCCAACGCACGUCAUAUCGUGUGGGAUAAACUUAAAAAGCAAACAAUAUUGCCACUGGUGUGCAUGCCAUGGAAGGAAGUGUUGACUGCGCCAGACGACAUCGUCGCUGCCGCGCAAAAAAUGACCUGCAGGGCCAUCAUCCUUGACAUCUCCCUCUCCAACUUCAGCACGACAUGGACCUCUCAAGAGUUCGACGCUCUGCACUCUAUGAUGACUAACUGUUGUGGCUUUAAUUGUUUUUUUUUUGUCUUCGCACUGCAGAAGGUGCAAAGUGAUGUUCUGCGUUGCUUAUUCCGGUGUGAGGACAUCGAACUCAUCCUCGGGACCUCGAAACGGGUGGACAGGUCAUCGAAUGACAUCACGAGGUAUGGCAAUAUCGCUACGGCAAGUCGAGACAUGAUGGCCAUUGUCCUGCACGCGGAGGGAGGGGAUCUCAGAAAGGUCACGUUCGCACCCCACCUUCUCAAUGACCUCACAAACGUGCAUGUUGUGGAGGAGAAGUUCGGGAAGUGUCAAGGGAAACACGGUGGCAUAAAGGGCGAUGAAAGUGUGGUGUAUUCCAUCUGGGAGCGAGAGUCUGGCAAGUUGUGUUCGUUGUGAGGAUCAUUCGUCGUGGAGGCAGAAGGUGUGUUUUAUAGGGUAGGGCGCACGCGGGUCUUGUGUGAAAAUUCUUACUGGCAGGGAAUAAUGUCAUUGCCUGUGACGAGUCGGCAGAGGACAUUGCAUACUGGAUAAAGUUCAUCGAUAUAC